AUGUCCAACCGAAAUACAAAAUCUAAGAGCCCUAAGAUUAAAAAACCAUAUAAUUUUGACAAAGAUUUAAUGAAAUAUCUUAUUUUAUAAAAGAUAACCAAACCAUCUGCCCCUGUUGAGAUGAUCACCAAAACUUAACCUGAUGAAGAUUCGGAGGUUGAUGAUUUUAAAUAAGAAAUAGAAAUCAAGUAUUCUAUUAUACCUAUACGUAUUUCUAGAUUUAAGAAAUGUAAAAUCAAUCACUCCUUCAAGUUUCCCAAAGAAAACUACGAAUCUUCAUCCGAUAACUCUCUCUCGUCUCUCAAAGAUGUCACUCUCUAUUAGUUGAAUUAAGACAAUAUAGAACGUCUCACAGAUGCAACCUAACCAUAAUUCAUUAAACUGCUUAACGAAAGAUUAAUCAAAUUAACAGAUUAGAUUUAAGAUGACACCCUUUCCAUCCAAAAGCCAAUCCCGAAUCCAAAAUCUUCAAGGUUGAUCUCCCAAUAAAUAUCAAGAUUAUAGAAGGUGCGUGGUUAGAACCUAUCCAACUCCUCCUUAGCCAAGUAGACUGAUUAAACAGCAGCAAGUCAAGGCAGAGAGAGUGUGACCAAUAAAGUUAAUUCAAAUAUAGGCUUCAGAGCCACGCCAACCUUGUCCUCAGAAAAGAAGAAUCAAUCCAAACAAAUUCAACAAAUAUUAAAAAUUGCACAAUAAAAGUAGUUAAAUAAUAACAUCAAGUAUUUUAUUUGGUUAUUUUAGUAAUACAUUCUAUAAAAGGUCUGCGUAAGCCAAAACUAGCUACUUCAAUAGCAAUAAUAAUGCUGGCGAUAGAAAAAACAUAGAAAACAUUAAAAUUAAGACAGAAUAUGAUGAUUAAGAUGCAAAUUUAAAUUAAUUUUACAUACUUCCAAAAUCCAGGUACAUAUUAAUUUUAUAUUUCUCUCCUUCAUCAGACCUAAAAACAGAGAAUCCAAUUCUAAAUUAAAAAAAUAAGACACUUCUUAAGGUCAUAAAAUGUUAAAUUACACUAUAGACAACCAUAUUUUAGAAUAAUUAAGAGGUACAAGGAAUGCUAAAAGUUAAAACAAAAAUUAUAAAAAUUGA
Paramecium octaurelia is the source of this 1086-nucleotide messenger RNA. The record is from the annotation of a GenBank genome assembly. Lineage: Eukaryota; Ciliophora; Oligohymenophorea; Peniculida; Parameciidae.